AUGCACACCACGUCUGAAAACCCCGUAGCAAGAGUCAUCUGGGAGGGAUCGAUCCCCAUCCAAUUCAUCUGGGAUCCAACAGAGACACAAGGACGCAUUCUGGAACCGUACUUUGUUGAAGUACCGCGCUGUUCAUACCUUUCCCUCAUCACCAACCAGAUCCGUCGAGACUUUGCCGCCAAACGACUUGGCUUCACAUCGGACGAAGGCGAAAUGUGGUUCGACUACCAAGGCAUCCCUCUGAAAUGGCAUUAUCCGAUCGGUUUAUUAUUCGACAUCCAUGUACUACAGGCAACAUCGAUGAAUAAGGAGACCGAGCUCCCUCUACCAUGGAGAGUAACAGUACACAGUCAAAACUUUCCAGGCGAGAAGUUGAUCAAGAAUCCAACCUUGAAGAGCUGCCAGGACUACUUCAUGUCCAUGAUCAAGGAGGCUGAUUAUAUCCGCAAUGGAUCGACCAAGAAAGUGAUGAACAUGUCCAAGUCUGACCAGACACAGCUCUGGGAGGGACUCUGGUCAAAGAGUUAUGAUCAGUUCUGGGGGAUGAACCAGAGGCUAGUGUCGAACGACGGGACGAUGGCCAGGAACCUCCCCGUCAGGAUCUACUUGCCCGAGAACUGCCCUGUCAUCCAAGACCUUGUGUCUCCACUAGAUGAGCAUGGUCAACCGAGAACACUGCGUCACAUCCUUCACGCAGCAGUGCCAGACUUGUUCCCUCUUGUUGUUGUUGAUGCAGGAUUGAGUUCUCCUGUUGCGAGUGUGCUUAUCCAUGGAGUCAGACCUAGUUUGGAGACAGACGCGAUCUGGGCAGCACAGACGAUGGCCUACCCCGACAACUUCCUCCACCUCGUCGUUGUUCUUGAAUAA
This is a messenger RNA of Linnemannia hyalina, 867 nucleotides long. The record is from the annotation of a GenBank genome assembly. NCBI's taxonomy places the organism in Eukaryota, Fungi, Mortierellomycota, Mortierellomycetes, Mortierellales, Mortierellaceae.